Helobdella robusta is the source of this 348-nucleotide messenger RNA. RefSeq lists its product as hypothetical. The record is from RefSeq and is a predicted model, not a curated record. Gene Ontology annotation, cellular component: nucleus. The transcript has a single exon. Gene Ontology annotation, molecular function: RNA polymerase II cis-regulatory region sequence-specific DNA binding; DNA-binding transcription factor activity, RNA polymerase II-specific. NCBI's taxonomy places the organism in Eukaryota, Metazoa, Annelida, Clitellata, Rhynchobdellida, Glossiphoniidae. The annotation marks the transcript as partial. Gene Ontology annotation, biological process: regulation of transcription by RNA polymerase II.
AUGAAAAAUAAAGAUGAUGAGAAAAACAAAGAUUCUAACAAAACAUUGAAUAAUGGUGUUGAGAAAUACAACGACCAAACGGAGAUUGAAAGAAAAUUUCAAUGUGACGUUUGCAAUAAGUUUUUCUCAUGUAAGAAAAACUUAUGGCGCCAUCACAAAAUUCACACUGGAGUGAAACCAUAUAAAUGUAAUGUCUGUGGUAAAUCGUUUACUAAAUCUUCUGAUUUAAAGAGACACAUGAGGUUACAUACCGGUGAAAAGCCGUACAGUUGUGGUGCGUGUGGAAAGUCUUUCAGUGAUCCUACUCCUUUCCGUCGCCACAAGAAGACCCAUAAACAACUACAAGAG